Messenger RNA from Copidosoma floridanum, 3282 nucleotides. RefSeq names its product O-GlcNAcase (gene Oga). NCBI's taxonomy places the organism in Eukaryota, Metazoa, Arthropoda, Insecta, Hymenoptera, Encyrtidae. Gene Ontology annotation, molecular function: beta-N-acetylglucosaminidase activity. The record is from RefSeq and is a predicted model, not a curated record. Gene Ontology annotation, biological process: glycoprotein metabolic process.
GGAACUCUAGACUCUAGAUGAGUUUAACCAAUAAAAGUCCAAGAAUAAAAUGAUGACAAUAUGGCUGCACCCUUUAGGCCAUCUCCUUGUAAAGGUGGAAAAAAAUUUCUUUUUUAAAAACAAAAAAAAACCACUGAUCUUGCAAGCGAAUACACCGGUGAUAAAAAAAUAGUAGCAUAGAAAUGGCGGGAAAGAGCUGUAGUGCCAAUGUAAACGAAAAAAAUGGUAACUUUAUAUGCGGUGUCGUUGAAGGAUUUUAUGGUAGGCCAUGGACCACUGAACAGCGAAAAGAUUUAUUCAGAAAGUUAAAAAAAUGGGGUAUGGACUCAUACUUAUAUGCCCCUAAAGAUGACUACAAACAUAGGGCUUAUUGGCGAGAUCUAUACACAGUUGAGGAAGCUGAGCAUCUGACUGGAUUAAUUACUGCUGCCAAAGAGUCUGGAAUCACUUUUUACUAUGCCCUAUCCCCAGGCUUGGAUAUAACUUACUCCAGUGUUAAAGAAGUAACAGCUUUGAAAAGGAAACUUGAGCAGGUCAGUCUGUUUGGCUGUCAAGCAUUUGCACUAUUGUUUGAUGAUAUUGAGCCUGAAAUGAGUGAAACUGACAAGGAAGUUUUUCAGUCCUUUGCACAUGCCCAUGUUUCUAUUACAAAUGACGUUUUUCAACAUUUGGGUCAACCUUAUUUUCUUUUAUGUCCAACACAAUAUUGUGCUGCACGAGCCAUGCCAAAUGUUUCAGCUUCAGAGUAUCUAAAUACUAUUGGAAACAAAUUGGCAAAAGAAAUCGAUAUAAUGUGGACUGGGGCCAAGGUUAUUUCAAGACAAUUGACACUUGAAUCAAUAGAAGAAAUAACAGAAGUUUUUAGAAGGCCUCCAGUUAUAUGGGACAAUUUGCAUGCAAAUGACUAUGACCAGAAGAGAGUUUUUCUUGGUCCUUACUCAGGGCGAUCUCCAGAUUUAAUACCGAAACUUCGCGGUGUUCUAACAAAUCCUAACUGUGAGUAUGGUGCAAAUUUUGUUGCGAUUCACACUUUGGCACAGUGGAGUAGAUGUAACAUUGAUGUCAAACGGGAUCUUAAUUUAAAUGAUACAGUAUCUGCGGACAUAAAAUUAGAGACAGAAACAGAAGAUGGCGUGGUCGGCGAAGAUGUACCGUCAACCCUGUCGCCUAACAUGUAUCAUCCACGGCGUGCUCUCAAAAAUGCAAUAAUUGACUGGUUACCAGAGUUUAAUAGAAAGCGUGUGGCCUUUGGCGUGAUUGCCAAGCCCCAGCCAUGUGUCGCACCAACUGUACCUAUUCCUAUUAUACCAUCAAUUAAUACUUGCAUGAGCUUGACAUCAGCGACGACAACAGCAACUGUAGUGGCCACAUCUACAUGUAGCCUAAUUACCACAGCUAUUAGUCGCGAUAAUGCAGAUCUUUUCAUGCCAGUAGCUUCUGCAGUUUCCAUCAGCAACUCAAGCCAUUUGCAGGCUUUGGCUGAGGUUUGCACUAGCGUCAUUGGAGCUGAUACUUUCAAACCUCCUAGUGGUCCUGUCAUGAACUCCCUUGUGUCCGACACAAAGGUUGUGAAGGAGCCACUUCUGCAGCGAAGUAUAGUCAACAAUGUCUCUAGUACUUCUAUUUCUACCGAACCUAUGGACUGCAACACCAUACCUCCUGAUUCUCGUACCCUUAAAUACAAAUCGUCUACUCGUCAAGAGUAUGAUUCAAUGGUUGAAAGCACAUCCAAACAUAACUAUUGCGCAACCUCUGGGAACACACAAGUAGAAAUAUUUGACCAGCCGAACUUGAUAAGUGGCUCUCAGAUGAUAGACGAGCAUAAAAUUAGUCAUCUAAAGCUUAAAACUGCAGCUGCCAAGUUGGACAAGGAUCAAAAUUUCUUGAAAGAAGCUGAUAAAAAACUAACGUACGAAGAUUUAGCUCUGCUCUGCGACUUAUUCUAUUUACCCUUUGAGCAUGGUGGACACGGCAUCCAAUUGCUUCAAGAAUUCAAUUGGCUCAAAAGCAACGCUUACAUUGUUAUGCAAAAGUUUAAGGAUGAAAAGCCAGCAAACAAAUCAGAUGUUGAAGAGUGGUAUGCUCGUGCAGCUAAAAUGCAUGACAUGUGUGAUGGAGUUAAUCGCUUACUUCAGAGGUUAUCUUGUUGCAGAAACAGAGAAUUGCUAUACGAUCUAUACUCUUAUGUCUGGGAUAUACGUGGGGUCAUAUCGCUGUUGAAUAGUUAUGUAAAGUGGCUGGCUCUUGGGAGAUUUCCAGCUACGAUAACGGCCUUUACCCAAGGAAGCUGUACAUGGUUUUCAAACGGCUGGAAAGAGACCUUCAUGAGUGGUGACCAAGAACCGUGGGUUUUCCGAGGUGGCCUUACUGCAGAUUUACAGAGAUUGAUACCUGUUGACAGUGGAAACGAUUUAUUUGUAUAUAAAGCACCUGAAGUGCCCACCAGUAAAAUCUACGCAAUUCGACCUUACUUACCAAGCGAUGAGGAGGCUGUCUAUGCAGUUUGCAAUCAAGUUUACAGCUGUGGUACAUCUUCUGCUGUGGCAGAUAGGCUUGUCGGAGGAUUUAUAAUUUUGAGUCCAGAAAUUUGCAUGGUGGUUGAAGAUGAGGCUAAUGUUGUUGGAUAUGCUCUUACUGCCAUUGAUGUAAGGUCGUACAAUCAAAAACUUGCAAUAUCCUGGAUACCUGAAAUGCAGCUCAAGUAUCCUCUAAAAAAUGUAAGCAACGACUUUACACGGGAAGAACAAGAAGCGAUAAAAGAUUUUCACACAUUUGUUCCUGACGUACCAGAGCAAUUAUACCGCCAGUAUCCAUCCAAGAUCAUAUGCACAUUAUUACCAGAAGUUACAGACCUGUCGGUCUCCAAACAGCUAAUCACAUGUAUCUUAGCUGCUCUAAGGGCGAAUGGUUCUUUUGGAGUUCAUACAACAAUGUCGGUCACAGACAAAAAUAAUCGAGAAUUUUACAUUAGAUUAGGUUUUGUUGACUUAGUAUCACCAGUGGAAGAUGAGUCAAAAACAUUGAUAAUGUGUCGAAGUUUCUAACCAGCAAAUACUUGAACAUUUUAAGAAAAUAAUAGUCUUAGCACCACCUCACAAAAGGAUAAUAAAGUUAUAAAAUGGCUAAGAAAAAUUUCUGAAAACUUUUUUAUCAUAGCACACUAAUAUUCUGUUUUUCUACGAAAUGUAUGUAAAACAAUUAUAUUUAAGUGUUAUAAACAAGAUGUACAGCAAAUCAAAAUAUGUUAUAAGAUCAAACAUUUCUAACUUUUUCUUUAAAAUA